AUGAAUGGCUACGCCCCUCAUGUUUUAUCUGUUGGCUCGGGAGCUUCCAUACAAGUCAUCGCGACAUGUUUAGUGAAUCCAGAAAAGACUACGGAGCAUAGGCUCACCCACAAGUCCUUGAAGGUGGCUACGAAUAUUGACUACCACAUCAUAUUUUGUUGGUCUACUCCUAUGUCGAGUCCACUUCUUCAAAUUCUAUUCUCUCUAGUAUGCACAAUGUUCUUGGAGAUUUUGGCCUGCUGGUGUCGCUCAUCUCUUAAUGUAUCUGGCAAUUUUCUCAGUCAGGAGACUGCAGGCUGGCCAUCCGGCCAACCGCGACCGUUUUCGCUGAGCAUUGUAUACUCUUCAGAAUACUUUUCGAAUGUCCGAGCUAUAGAAUAUUGCCCGACACCAUUCAAAAAUGGAGAGUUCAUGUUCUAUGGAGAAAUGGACGUGGAAGUAGUUGGAAUGAAGACUUAUGAUGUAUCGACCAAGGGGCCUCUUUCAUCUGGAUUUUUGACCACAAACCUCGUCUGCAUCGAUUUCCGAGAUUUGGUCAUUUAG
This is a messenger RNA of Lindgomyces ingoldianus, 543 nucleotides long. RefSeq lists its product as uncharacterized. NCBI's taxonomy places the organism in Eukaryota, Fungi, Ascomycota, Dothideomycetes, Pleosporales, Lindgomycetaceae. The record is from RefSeq and is a predicted model, not a curated record. Bases 1 to 543 code for a protein of 180 amino acids. The transcript has 5 exons.